AUGAAGGGAAGAGGCAAGCUUGAGACGAUUCAGCGGGUGCAGGUCACCACCCGUGCGGGGCUGCGUGCCUGGCUCGAGGCCCACCACCUCACCUCCCCCGGCAUCUGGCUCGUCACCUUCAAAAAGAAUCAACCGAAGAAGAAGACAGCAACCACCGAGACCGAAGAUGAAGAAGACACCAACAACCACCUGCCCUACGCCGACGCCGUCGAAGAGCUGCUGUGCUUUGGGUGGGUCGACGGCCGCGCCUCGCGGCUCGACGCCGCCCGCUCCAUGCUACACGUCUCGCCGCGCAAGCCCACCAGCGUCUGGUCCGGCCUCAACAAGACCCGUGUGGCCGCCCUCGAGGCCGCCGGGCUGAUGGCCCUGCGGGGCCGCGAAGUGGUCGCCGUGGCCCAGGCCAACGGCCAGUGGGACGCGCUCAAGCAGGUCGAGGCCCUGGUGGUGCCCACGGACCUGGCCAAGGCCCUGGCGGCCCGCGGGCCGUGGAUCGAGCAGGCCAAGCGGAGCGAGACGCGCCGCAAGCGGGUCGACGAGACCGCACGCCUGGCCGAGCGCAACCAGCGCGCCAACCAGUGGGUGCCCAAGCAGUAA
Messenger RNA from Acanthamoeba castellanii str. Neff, 594 nucleotides. RefSeq lists its product as uncharacterized. Lineage: Eukaryota; Discosea; Longamoebia; Acanthamoebidae. The record is from RefSeq and is a predicted model, not a curated record. The transcript has 2 exons. The coding region runs from base 1 to 594 and encodes 197 amino acids.